Molecule: messenger RNA, 3017 nt
Organism: Pocillopora meandrina
Lineage: Eukaryota; Metazoa; Cnidaria; Anthozoa; Scleractinia; Pocilloporidae
Source: the annotation of a GenBank genome assembly
AUGUCCUGGUCGCAACUCCAUGAGGUUUAUUGGUACGAUAACCCAGAAAAGACGAUCGAUUGUGCCGUCUGCAACGCACCUUCGUCUGGUCGCCACUAUGGCGUAUUCACAUGUGAAGGGUGCAAGUGUUUCUUCAACCGAACCGUUCGUUAUAAGCUGUCUUACACUUGUGAGUCUUCUGGAAAUUGCCGCAUCGACCGCCAAAACCGAACGCAGUGUCAACAUUGUAGAUUCGAGAAAUGUGUUCAAGUUGGAAUGAGGCGAGAUGGUAAGUUUCGUUUUAUUCUUGCUAGUUUAAAACACCUCGUAUCCACUAUCGAAAACGACUACAAAUUUUCUCAUUUUUGUAACAUAAGCUCGACCAAUAGUUACUGAGCCAUUUUGAAAUCAUGUAUUCUUUCCCCCGGCUAUAUCUCCAAACGCUGUUCACAGUAAGUUUAGUUAGCAACAGGGAUGUUGAAUUAUCAGAACCCUUGUAUGCACGGCAUAAAAUUUUAUGUACCUACAUUUCAAAAAGCUAUCACAUUAUCACUUAAAUCCUAGCAGAACAUAACCCAUUUUACAUGUAUACAUUGCGAUACUGUCUAGUCGUCUGGCAUCUUUCACCGCUUUAACCAUGAUAAUAGCGACUAAGCUUCCCCAGACAAUUCAUGGAUAACUACAUGUAAGAGAAUGUUCUAUUUACUUAAACUAUAUGUUGUCUUAAAAGACGACAAAGUUUUCAUGACUCUUCACGAAUCUUCAAGAAAGGGAGAUUAUUUAUCUCCCUACUCCCCAACCAACCCGUUAAAAUUAGAAAGCAAUAGCGACCUAACUCUAAGUUUACAAAGAGUAGCGAGUUCAAUUCAGUUUCAAAGAUCUUUUUCCAUUUCUUUUCCUGUCAGUGUUUGAUCUUCAAAAAGACAGAAUGCUGAAUUUCGAAUCAGUGACAAUGGAAAAAAAUUAUUUGGUUUUAAAACGUUUUGGAAUUUCUGUUAGUCUCUUUUUUCCAUUUUUAUACCAGCAGUUUAGUAUAGGGAGAGGAACUAUGUCUUUCCUUUUUUUCUCCUGGCGAAGAAUCCGUUGCGUAGGAUGAUUUUCACAAAUACGCACGUUUUCGUUUGUUCCAUAAGGGUACCCAUACCGCAGCAUGUCCAGUUACCUCUACUUGAAUGCUUGAUUCUGUUUUGUGACGCUUGAAAACAAAAUCCUAUCUUCAGUGAAUUUUAAACCAGCAAUUUUCCCACAUAUUCUUAUAUUCCUUCAUGCGCAUUAGCAGAGCAAAGCUAUUAGCCAAGAGGACUUUGACGAAAUUUACAAAGACCAGCUAGAUUAUUAAGGUUAAUUAUGUCGUUCUAAUUGUGCGCUUAGUAAGUAUGUUCGUAAAGAAAUACAGGUUGGAUGUAAAAUCUUUAAAAAGGUAAUUUUAAGAAUGUCUUCUCUGAAAUAUCCAGUUUUAUUCAAUCGCAUCUCUGCCAUUGAAAUGGUUAUCGCUUUAAGAAUUCAUGAAUCUGUUAACUUCAGGUUUUAGCAUUAAUAUUUAAGGAGUUCAUGAUAUUAUCUCUAUUCAAAAGAGGUAUUUAUUUUUAACAGUCUUGGCAAAAAGAUACAUGUCUUUCCUAUCAAAUCUUGUCCAAUUUCAUAUUCUUCUUUGAAGACAAAAUACGCAAAUGUAUUUAAAAACAAAUAUUUUCCUUCAAUAUCCAGUGCAAUUCCUGAGAAGAAACGAUAAUUAGUAUUUGGUAUUUAUCUUUUAAAACACAAGAAUGAACAAUCCUGUUUAUAGCGUGUCAAAAAAGAACUUAGACUAGUAAUUUGCUUAAAAAAAAUUAGUAAACUGCUUUUUCAAUUCCUGCAAAAUUAAUUCUUUGGUUUUUGUUUUUAUCUCAGCCAUCAGAAGAGGACGGCCCACAAAGUAUUCCUACCUGUCAAGAUCAUCAAAAUCAUUUACCUCUCAGUAUGACCUUAUAACGCUCCUUACCCAGUUAGAAAGAGGUAGCAGAGCCUCCAUAACUGCUGCUCCCAGUUCCCCAACCUUGGAAUCCACUCCAUGCCAUAAAAUAUGGACCUUAUUUUCUGCUGCCUUGAAGUGGACCAAGCACGUGCCUAUGUUUUCAAACCUGGAUAUCUGUGAACAGUACGCCAUGCUGAGAUGUUGCUGGGGUGAUCUAUUUAUUUUAGUCGCUGCACAAUAUGAUCUGCAAAUCGAUUCUGUCGCGCUCUCUUACGAGAUUGAGACAUGCGCGGGAAUGUGCAACGAGAGGAAGCUUCGACUGAAGCAGACGCUAGCCAGUUUUCACGAGUGCUUGUUACGCUUGCGUGGUUUAGAGGAGGCCGAAUACGCAUGCCUGAAAGUAAUGGUGUUGUUUUCUUCAGGUUGGUAUUGAAAAGGAUGCGACUUUAACCCUUUAAGACCCAAAUUACUUAAGACCACGUUUCUUCCCUUUCAACUUCGAUGACAUUUCGCCUCCCUUAUGACAAUAUGCCACUUACCAUUUUUUGGAGAGCAUUUCUAUUCAAUUGGUGCUCUUCAAUCAGUCGGCGCCUUCCAUCAGAUCGAAAUAAAUAGCAAUAAAGUUAUUUGAAAAAAUCUGAAUAAAAACCACUGAAUAUCCACCCAUCAGAUAAAUCACUUGUUAAUUACAAACACAACUUAAGACACUAGUUAUAUUCAGAAUUAUAGUUUUCCUUUUGGUGAUCAUUAGCUCAGCACACUCACUUUAUUCUUUGUUUCGUUUCCAGAUAGUGCAGAGGCUCGUUGUCUGCCCGACGCAGAAACAAGCCAAGAAGUUGUUCUGUCUGCCAUGGAGCGUUAUUGUAAGAAUCGUUUUCCCAAUGAGGCGUUCAGAUUUGGAAAAAUUCUCCUCAAGUUGAUGGGACUUCGAGCAGUGAAUGCUAAUGACCUGGAAUUUUUGUUCUUUUCAAAAAUUCUGCAUCAUACAUCCAUUGCCGGUGUGAUUAGAAACCAACUUGUCAGCGGCUUAUCUCAUUCUCCUGUGUCGCCCUACAAGGAGGCAGGCAUGAAAAGUCAUCAGUAA